Molecule: messenger RNA, 2503 nt
Organism: Ziziphus jujuba (common jujube)
Lineage: Eukaryota; Viridiplantae; Streptophyta; Magnoliopsida; Rosales; Rhamnaceae
Exons: 5
Coding region: 1292-2140 (282 amino acids)
Biological process (GO): aromatic amino acid biosynthetic process
Molecular function (GO): oxidoreductase activity; 3-dehydroquinate synthase activity
Source: RefSeq, a predicted model, not a curated record
CUUUUCAUAUAAUUUCUUUUUACUGGUGAACUAAAUAAGACAAAUUAAAAUUGUCCCCUGUUUUUUCUUUUUCCCCCAGCAAAAUCUGGCAUUCAAACAAAGGCUUAAUUUUGUUGUUCCCAAAAAAAGAAAGAAAAGGGCUUAAUUGUUGUUUGAGAGGGGGAAAAAACAAAAAAAAAAGGCACGUUCGCCUCGGGAUUCUUUACAACACAACCACAGGGGAAAGUGUGAAAUGAUAAAACCACUUUUAGAGUAAUGUGGUUCACAAACUAAUGGCAUUUUGCAAAAAAUAAGUUACAUUUCAAAAUGUUAUGAAAUUCAACUGUGCAAGUUUAUAUGUGCCAUGUUAUUAGUAUUAUUGUUAUUAUUUUGAUUACAAUAGAGGGAGGAAUUUUUACCAAAUCAAAAUUUUAAAUUUAAAUAUAUAGAUGUAUUUUUAAUGAUGCAGACCAAAUCUAACAGUACAAUUAUCAUUUUCAUCGUUAUUCUUCUUCUUCUUCUUAUUCUUAUUAUUAUUAUUAUCUCUAUCAUGAAUGCGCGUGUGCAAAUAUAUAUUCUCAAAUCCCAAUAAUUAGUGGUGAAUUUGUCUACCUCAAAUUUUUUCUUGAUUAACUUGUACUCUUGGUGUUAUUCGAGAAAAAUACCAUUAAUUGCCGCCUAUUAAAAGAAAAGGACAGAUUCUUUUCAUUUUUUAUUUUUUAUUUUUUUUAAACAGAGGAACAGAAUUCCUUUCCAAAAAUUGGCACUUAACUCCAAAAGCAGCUACUCUCUCUCUCUCUCAUUGAUGAACAAAUUAAUUAAGGGCAUUUUAUUUCUUAUUUUUUGGCCUCAAAAUUGCUUAUAACUCCGUAUUCAUCAAGUCCAAAGUGCAACAAAUUGCACUGAAAAACCAGAAAUCGAAACCUAGUAAAAACAAAAAGAAUAUUCUCGGAGCUCUUGAGGUAGAUAAGUGGCAGACCAAACAAACCGUUGUAAAUAUAAAAGCCAGAUUUUUGUCUUCAAACUGUGCUUUGCAAUCAUCUAUUGAAAGGCAUAGCUCCUUUGCCGUAUGCAAAUGGAUACACACAGAAAAUUUGAGAAAGAUAAAGAAGAAGUUUCAGAACUCUUGUCAAGCUCAUAUCAUUGGAUGAACCAUCAUAGUUUGAAUCUCCAAUAUAUGCCAUAUGUUCCCUCAAGUUCAACAGCCAACAAUCACCAUCCUUCAAACACCAAAUCCUUUCAGGAAAAAAAGAAAAAAGGUUGACAAAAAAAGCUUCAACAAGAAGACCCCAUUUGAGUUUCUUCUUGACAAAUGGGCAUAGAAAGAUCCAUUUCGCCAUCUAACGUUGUCAUGGCCUAUGACGCGACAAAGCAGUGCACAGAGUUGGAGCUUAAUUUGGCUAUCAAGACUGUCCGAACGAAGGAUGGCAUUCUCCGUAGAGGAGAUAAGCUUGUGGUGCUCGGAGUCUUGCAUUUGGUACCCCACCCUCUGGGAUAUCAAGCAAAAGCAUCUCCAGGUUUAUUUCAAAUAAGCACUCAUGCAGUCAUUGAAGAAGCUUCAAAGAAAGCUGAUAUGUUUGUAGAGAAUCUCCAAACAAGUGCUGAAAUGUGUGAAGAUGAUGGGGUCAGCAUUGAAGUAAAAAUUAUUGCUGGUUCUCCAAUGAAGCAGGUUAUUUUACAAGAGGCUAUGGCCUGUAAUGCAGCUUGGGUUAUACUUGAUAGGCGGCUCAAACGAGAUAUUAGGUUCUACAUUGAUAAGAUACCUUGCAGGAUUGCGUAUAUCCGAGAUAUGCUUUCUGUGGAAGUUUUGAAACAUUUCUCAAAAAAUACUACCGGUAGAGAUGUUAUACAAACCAAGUUCAUUUACUCCAUUUGCAAGCCUGUUCCAAAACUGAACAGUCAAAGUAGUGAUGAUGAAAAAUCGUCUUUGUUCUCUUGCGAAAGUAGCCCGUUUUCCAUUGAUUCUCUGGAAUUCUCUGAUAGACUCAACAGCAGCUUGAUGCCUUCUUCUUCCAACGAUGCUAUGCAUUUGUCUAACAAAGAAUCAGUUGAUGCUAGCACCAGUAAUCCAAGUAGUAGAGAUGACGGAGAAAUCACCAAUUUUCUGCGCCCUUGUUCACUGGCGUCUCUCCUCAUGCAGGCAUCCAUGGACAAAUCUUGACGAGCAAAAGAAGCUGCUUCAUAAGGAGGACUACAUAUCCAACUGGACUGCCCCUAUAUCUUAUAUAUUAGAUGCAUAUAUAUAUAUAUAUAUAUAUAUAUACAGCGAAUAAAGAAUGAAGCUUUUAAAUUUCUUCGGCAUGAAAAUUUCAACAACAGUUCCAUGUGUAAAGAAAUAUGUUUCUUUCUUGAUUUUCCUUUGUGAACAAUUUCCCUGUGAAUGGAUUGAAGUUUGAAACAUGUGACACCAUUCAACGCCCUAGGUUCUCUAACCAAUUUGAAUUUAUUACACUAAGAACCUUCUUAGCUGUUUAAGUGGCAAGUGGACCUCUGUUUUUCUGUGACCCGAACUGAGGUUAUUUAU